AUUGAAGGGGUGGUCUGGGACAAUCUUAUGAAUCCUGAGGCUAAGUUUAGAAUAUUUUUAAAUUUAUGGGCCAACGGAAGUUGGCUAAAUCACCGAAUUACACCCACCCUUUAUUCCCCUUCUUCUCCAAGACGAGCUGAUUCUCCCCAUCAAAGUUCUGCAUCAAAACCCUUUACUCCAAGGUUAGUUUAACUUGGGCUAAAUAUGUCGGGAGAAGAGGAAGAGAACGCCGCUGAGCUCAAGAUUGGUGAUGAAUUUUUGAAGGCCAAGUGUUUGAUGAAUUGUGAAGUUUCCUUAAUUCUUGAACAUAAGUAUGAGCAGCUUCAGCAGAUGUCGGAGGAUCCAAUGAAUCAAAUGUCUCAAGUAUUUGAGAAGUCUCUGCAGUAUGUGAAGCGUUUCAGCCGCUACAAGAAUCCUGAUUCUGUCAGACAAGUCCGAGAGAUUCUUAGCAGAUACCAGCUUGCUGAAUUUGAGGUGAGGAUCCAACAAAUGCAACAUGUCUCUCUUCAUUUGUUGAAAGGAACCUUAAAAGUGCCACUAAUUCCUUGUCUUCUGCAGCUUUGUGUACUUGGUAAUCUUUGCCCAGAGACUGUUGAGGAAGCUAUUGCUAUGGUCCCAUCAAUCAAGAAUAGAGGCCGUGCCCUUGAUGACGAUGCUAUUGAGAAGAUGCUGAAUGACUUAUCUCUGGUCAAGAAAUUUGAGUAGAAGAAGUUUGAGCAGCAACAUCUAUCUAGGACAGAAAGGUCGGUGGUAAAUGCCAGUGGCAUAUCGUGCUCAUGUAAAUUCUACAUUGAUCUUAAAGUGGAGACAGAUUUUUUGCUUGGCUGCUUAAAUUGGGAUGUAGUUGUUGGGAUUUUCAAAUCGAUUAUGUUUUCAUCUUAUUUUGAACAAUUUUCUUGUUCAUUUGAAGAAGAAAAUGUAGUCUAAUGUUUAACUACUUCAAACCUUUGCAAUUUGGCUA
This is a messenger RNA of Coffea arabica (coffee), 961 nucleotides long. The record is from RefSeq and is a predicted model, not a curated record. NCBI's taxonomy places the organism in Eukaryota, Viridiplantae, Streptophyta, Magnoliopsida, Gentianales, Rubiaceae.